GUGAUUUCUGAUAUAUAGCUCUUCUGAGAUAUAUAUAUAUAUAUAUAUAUAUAUAUUAUUAUUAGAAUUGUUUUUACAAAUGGCAACUGUACAUAAAUCUAUAUGGACGUUGAAACGCUUUGGACGUUUUUUGCCUGGGACCAAAGAAGACGGCGGUAAUCCAUGGAAGAUGUUUGAGCCCAGUGAAAGCGCGGGUGAAUUGGUGCUCACCAUUGUGGAAUCUGGUCAUAUGUUGGUGUCCCAAGGCCACGAUCUUCUGGAUGGGUUUUCCUUACUUGAUGCUCCAAGCUACCUCAAAGUUCAGCAGAAAUCAGAUACCCUGCUGUUCCGUCUGACUGUUAAGGGGGAGAGCCGUCUGAUCAGGAUGCAGUUCAGUGGCAGCAGGGCUGAGGCCCUGGAGGAGUGUAGCAGUGCAGUACUCAGACUGAAGGAGUACCUGCCUGUCACCACACAGAGGGGGCCACCACCACUCAGCUGCCCCCCAACACCCAAUCAGCCCCCUACCAAGACCACUGCACAGAAUCAACAGGCGGGUGCUGGGGAGGCUAUGGCUACUGAACCGGAGGUCGUCCAGGGCUCUUUAUCCAUCAAACGUCUUACCCAGCACUUCCUGGGCGAGCAUAGUCUGUCUUUGCCCCUGGUGUACCGCCACAGUGCUCUGUCCCGUGGGGAGCUGGAGCCCUUUGUCCGCCUGUGUCUCUUGGACCCCAGCUUCCCUGCCUUGGUGGAGGAGGUGGAGGGGGAGCUGAGGAGAGUGCUCCAGGACUGAGGAGCUGAAGCUCAUCAACACAAACAGCCAGAGAGAGACAGGUCAACUCACUACACACGGUACACAUGUGGGAGGUGGGUUGUGGAAAAGUUGGGGGAUGUGUUGUUCUUCAUGCUGCUGAUUUUGUAAAUGUGUGCUGGAACAUAGUGACCAUUGUGUUGUAGGAGGAUAUUUAAACCGGCACAAAUGUUGCAGUUUCUAGAAAGAAUUUGAGGCAAAGAAACAAAAUGUAUUUUGGAGCCUUUUAUUUUCAAAAAUGUAUUGGUCUCGUAUGUUAUUGGUCUGAUGUUUUAUUGUGGCUAGAGAUACCGUAGCUCCUUCCAUUUCCAGCCUAAUGUCGGUCCAUUUGCACUGUAAUACACAUGGAUACACUGUAUUUAUAGGACAGGAGUCAUGCAGCUACAGCAGUGCAUUUUGCUAUACCAGCUUCCAAGUGAUCCCACAAUAUUAAAGCUUCACUGAGAAAAACAAACUACCCCCAAUAUAUCUCUAUAUGAAUACAUAUUGCAUAGGAUAAUAGCCAUGCUGUACAAUUUCAGAAAAAUAAAAAUGAAUGAAUUA
Molecule: messenger RNA, 1330 nt
Organism: Oncorhynchus mykiss (rainbow trout)
Lineage: Eukaryota; Metazoa; Chordata; Actinopteri; Salmoniformes; Salmonidae
Gene: rec114
Product: REC114 meiotic recombination protein
Source: RefSeq, a predicted model, not a curated record